Hydractinia symbiolongicarpus is the source of this 957-nucleotide messenger RNA. RefSeq names its product leucine-rich repeat-containing protein 15-like. The coding region runs from base 1 to 957 and encodes 318 amino acids. Gene Ontology annotation, cellular component: extracellular matrix. The transcript is spliced from 4 exons. The record is from RefSeq and is a predicted model, not a curated record. NCBI's taxonomy places the organism in Eukaryota, Metazoa, Cnidaria, Hydrozoa, Anthoathecata, Hydractiniidae. Gene Ontology annotation, molecular function: protein binding.
AUGUUAACAUUGCAUAUAUUGUCAUUUGUCGUUGCACAACUUCUUUCCAACCAAGUACAAUCAUGUCCAUUGGCUUGUUUCUGUUAUGGGAGAAGAGUUCACUGCGGGAAGAAGGUAUCAUUAACAAAAUCUGAUUUAGAAAGAAUUGGACAGACCAUAUCAAGAAAUAUCACAACGUUCGUAUUGGAAAACUAUAACGAAGAUACUAUUAUCCUGAAAUCAUUUCCCGUUUUACCCACAGUAAAAGAAUUUAUUAUAGAAAACAGCAAUUUGUCUGAAAUACCUAAAAACCUGUAUACUAAGAUGCCAUUGCUGACUUUUUUUGGCUCGAGAAAUAACAAAAUUAAUAUUCUGAAGAAAGAGCAAUUUCUAGGUUUUAGCAAAUUAGUUAAUAUAACUAUACAAGGCGAGUUAAAGAUUAUUGAAGGCGGUGCUUUCUCCCAGCUACCAAACUUGAAGAAGCUAGAACUAUCCAAAAAUAAACUUACAGUAUUAACCUCUAGAUCAUUUUCGAAUCUCGAAAAUUUAGAAUUUCUCUAUCUUCGUCAAAACCACAUAUCAACAAUCCAAGAUUCUGCAUUUUUUAAUCUGAAAAAACUAACUGUAUUGAAUUUGUUUGGAAAUAAAAUAAAACAUAUAUCAACAAGAACAUUUGAUGGUUCCACAAAAUUACAGCAUCUCCAAUUGGCAGGAAAUCCUUUGAAACGUAGACAAGAAUAUAAGAUUAUCAGGGCGUUGCCAUUUUCCAGAAAGGGCGUAUGCUGCACAAAAGAGUAUGUUGGUGAGAAAUGUCAAACGAAGAUAGGUACAAUGUCAAUCAAUGGAAAGUCCAAAGUUAUAAUACCAUUAGUUGGAUCAUUUUUAGCACUACUGCAACGAAUCUUUGGUAACACGGAGAGACUUCGAAAGCAAAACGAUGACAGUUGUUUUAGCGUGUAUUUUGCAAAAUUAUUAUGA